Molecule: messenger RNA, 1782 nt
Organism: Opisthorchis viverrini
Lineage: Eukaryota; Metazoa; Platyhelminthes; Trematoda; Opisthorchiida; Opisthorchiidae
Exons: 10
Coding region: 55-1782 (575 amino acids)
Biological process (GO): regulation of cytosolic calcium ion concentration; manganese ion transport; calcium ion transmembrane transport
Cellular component (GO): membrane; cation channel complex
Molecular function (GO): store-operated calcium channel activity; inositol 1,4,5 trisphosphate binding
Source: RefSeq, a predicted model, not a curated record
UUUGUUGCCCACUCCAACUGUCAACAUCAGCUGGAAAACCUGUUUUACAAUCCGAUGUUUUGUAUCCGCGACUUUGAGGGAAUGCAGCGAUUCCAGUUCCUACUGAUAUUUCUCCCGCUUUUGCCACUUUUAUAUUUUAUAUAUCUAUUUUUUCCAAAGUUCCGGAUGCCACUGCCACAAGCCCUUAUUUUUCGCGAUCGAGGAAGUAUUAAAUAUGAGCUUGCCACUAUUCUGCGUUGUCCUGUGAUCAAAUUUGUUGGCUAUAUGGUUUCCUACGUGACGUUUCUCAUCCUUAUUACUGUGGCCACGUUUCGCCUGGAUCGCAACGACCUGGUGGAUGAGGAAGCGAACUGGGAAAGGCGCUCAAUGGAGAUCUGGAGUUACGAUUUUCGUACAAACAAUGUUGUUAUGACCAAAAUUCAAAUAAUUUUGCUGUUUUGGAUUUUAGAAAACUUUGCAUAUUCAUAUUCACACAUAUUCAUACAUAUUCAGAUGACUAUUUCACUCGUUUUGUUUAAAAUUCCUGUGAUCGCUUGUCUGUUAUGGAUAAUUUCCCUUAAUGCAGGACAACUCGGUAUGGAAUGCAAGCAGGUGUAUUACUUCGGCCUCCGUUACUUCUUCCGGAGUUACUAUAAUGUGAUGGACUGGGCUGGAAUAGCCAUCUACCUUGCCUCCUACUCGCUUCGAAUUAUUGUAGACUUCAAAGUCCAAUCGGCGUUGACAAUGUACCGGGAUGAACUUCGCACAGCUCAUGAACUGCUAAACAACGCAACUCGAACGGGUAUCCAUGUCGGACCGGGAUUUGAUGUGCACACUGACACGGAUUAUGUGAACUAUCGUAAUCAUAUUUUACUUCCAUCUUCUGCUUACUGGUUGAGAGGAUCGAGAAUGACCAUGUUGGAUCCAUGUCUAAUACUUUACACACAGAAAAUUAUCCAAGCCUCUAACAUUUUCUCCACUGAAGGUCGCUUGUGGUGGGCCUCUGAUGAUCCUGAGUACGUGUCGGAUUGUCUGUUUGCAUUGGGCAACGUAUUGUCAUUCGCCCGGAUCAGUCACCUGAUGCCAGCCUGGGAGUUACUUGGACCAUUACAAAUUUCGCUGGCCAGAAUGGUUACUGAUAUCAUCCGAUUUAUGGCCCUAUUCAGUGUGGUAUGUCGUUUUCUGGAAUUUGUCAAACUUUCUAUUGUCUUCUGGGUGAAGCCAAACCAUAUAGAUAGACUGGUUGUUGAUUAUGAAGAAGACCUUCGCUGCGGAGUCAUUUAUUCGAAAAUACCAACUGAACAUUUACAGACUGCUGGACAGGGAAACAAAACUCUCUUAUGCAUCUUGUUCAUAAAAACUGAAUGUCCGUCUUCUACUCGAACGCGUCUUCUUGAACUUUCCUGGAUAUUCAUUGACUAUUACUCAAAUAUCCUAUUGUUCAAGAGACGCGAAGAGGAUUUACGAGAGAACAUACUACUCGCAAGCCUCAUCAGUGGUAUCCUUCCUUCCUUCACACACCUUAAAGCUCCUCCAGAGACAAGCGUGUUGCCGGCCACAACCCAAUUUCCUGAUCAACCGGAAGGCGCGGAUGUCGACCCUCCUCCAGAGACAAGCGUGUUGCCGGCCACAACCCAAUUUCCUGAUCAACCGGAAGGCGCGGAUGUCGACCUUGGCACCGCUUACAGGAAACCACAUAAUCCAUCAACUCACUUCUCAUCCCGGGUCAGUAGGCCAUCUGCCGAAGUAAGUCGUACGUCUUGGCGCACCCUAUACGUGCCAUCUCAUGGCAUUCGACGAUAA